Cetraspora pellucida is the source of this 798-nucleotide messenger RNA. NCBI's taxonomy places the organism in Eukaryota, Fungi, Glomeromycota, Glomeromycetes, Diversisporales, Gigasporaceae. The record is from the annotation of a GenBank genome assembly.
UAUGAAACUCUUUGCAGUCAUGUUAUAACAAGAAAUGAUAUAAACUUACCGGAAUGGAAAAAUGCAACAUUUUUAGUCCGAAGAAAUGACUUACGAAUUCAAAUAAACUUUGAAGCUGCAAUUAACUACGCUAGAGAUCAUAAUCAACUAAUCCAUUUUAUCUGUGCUGAGGAUACAUACAAAAAUAGACCAGUCUGCGGAAACAUCCGUAGGAAAUAUUUAAGUGUAAUGGACACAAAAUCGAAUGCACUAUGUGGCAUCUUACCUCUGUCAAUAGGCAUGAAAAUAGCUAUAACAACCAAUAUCUGUAUAAGCGAUGGUAUGGUAAAUGGUGCUCAAGGCAUUCUUCGCAAAAUUGUGUAUGACACCACAUCAACAAUGGAAGAAAAUGUAAAUUCUGAUGGAAACAAAGCUGUUACUUUUAGUAAACCUUCCAAGUAUAUAGUGAUAGAAAUCUUAAAUCAUAAUUCAGGACCAUAUGAUCAUCUUUUACCAAACAAUGUACCUAUCUAUCCCAUUAAACGAAAAUGUAAAUAUACACAUAAAAUAAAAAAUGGAGUAAAUAUAGCUCGAGAAUUUCAGAGAACCCAAUUACCUAUUACCCCGGCUUUUGCGAUUACAGAGUUUAAAUGCCAAAGCACUACAUUAAAAAAAUUAGAAGAUAUCAUGAUACUUCGACCCUUUAACCAAUCCAAGAUAAAUGUAAAGCUUGAUCCCGAUCUCAGAAAAGAUCUUGAACGACUUGAAAAAUGUGCAAAAAUAACCAAACAAUUAUCUACAUGGCCUAAUGCAGUAUAA